Molecule: messenger RNA, 588 nt
Organism: Ceutorhynchus assimilis (cabbage seed weevil)
Lineage: Eukaryota; Metazoa; Arthropoda; Insecta; Coleoptera; Curculionidae
Source: the annotation of a GenBank genome assembly
AGUUUUUGUUUGACAUUGUUUCAGAAAGCAUUAAGUGCGAUUUAUUUUUGAAAAAAAUAAUUAUGAGUGGAACGUUUGUUCAGAUUAGGGAUUCCUAUAUGUCAAGAUUACCAGCAGCUGACAUUUCGAUGUCCAACGACAAAACUCAAAAUAAUUAUGGAUUGCCCGAGAAUUAUAAUCCUGCGGAUCAUCCUCCUGUGAAGUUCAGACAACACAGUCACACCGACCAAAGCGAAACUCAAAGAAAACGCAGAUCCAAGAACAGACUCUCAAACCGAAGAAGUACCGGGUACGUGCCUCCAGAGGUUGUCGAAGAAGCCAUCAAAAUGGGAGAUCAACCAACCAAAAACGACUAAAAUGCGACCUCAUAAUAAUUGAUUUUCGGUUGUGAUAAUUAAUUUUUAUUUGUAGCAUACUAAUUAAUUGUAUUAUUUAUCUACUAAGUAGAUUUUGUAGAUAAAAUUCUAUAAUGUAUUAAAGUCCAAUUUUUUUUUUGAAAAUAUUUACAGGGUAUUAUAUAAAAUAAUGUAAUAAUUGCAGGGGUUAUUUUUAAUAAUUAGUAGUAAAGUUUUUAAUAAAAUAAAACAA